UAGGCCAAUAUGGCCCAGGAAUGAAGCCCCCUACCUAUCACGAAGUAAGAGUUCCUUGUCUAAAAAAGGAGGUGGAGAAGACAAACAAGAAUGUUGAGGAGCAUAAGGCGCAAUGGAAAAUAUAUGGUUGUUCCAUUAUGAUGGACAAAUGGACUGCAAAAAAUGGAAAAAUGGUCAUUAAUGUUUUGGUGAAUUCUCCGAGAGGUAGUGUGUUUCUUGAAUCUUAUGAUGCUAGUGACUCCUCAACCGAUUCCAAUAAAAUGUUCAACUUGUUUGAGAAGACAAUAUUGAAAGUUGGACCGGAAAAUGUGGUUCAAGUUGUUACUGAUAACGCAAGUGGGAAUAAAAAAGUGGGUGACAUGUUGAAAGAAGUUUUCCCAAAUAUUUUUUGGACUCCUUGUGCUGCACAUUGUAUCAACCUGAUGUUUGGUGACACUUUCAAGUUAGCCCCAUAUUCUACAGGUGAACAAGUGGUUCUUAUUUUCUAUUUUAAGUUUUUAACCUUCAUGUUAAUUGCUUAUACUUAACUAUGAAAUUUGACUUCCUACAAUUUUUUCUAAGGCGAUCAAGAUACAUUCUUACAUUAGUCAAAGGUCGUUGUUGUUGAACAUGAUGAGGAGAUACACAAAACAAAGAAAUUUGGUGAAACCGGCUAAGACCGGCUAAGACAAGAUUCGGAACAGCUAUCUUGACCUUGCAUAGCUUUUACCUGCAAAAGCAAAAUUUGCGAACCUUGUUCUUGUCAACCGAAUGGAGUGAGAGUAUCUAUGCAAAUGAAGCUCUUGGGAAAGAAGUUGCGAGAUUUAUUAUUGGUCCAUAUUUUUGGAAUGACACUAUUCAUGCACUUAAAGUUGGUAAUCCUUUGGUUAUUGUACUUCGUUUGGUGGAUGGAGAGAAAAAACCACCAAUGGAUACAUUUAUGAAGCCAUGGAUAGGACUAAAGAAGCUAUUGAGAAGGCAUUAGAUCAUGAUAGGAGGAAAUACGAGAGAGUGUUUGAAAUCAUUGAUAAAAGGUGGGAUGAUCAGCUUCACCAACCUUUACAUGCAGCAGGGCAUAUUUUGAACCCCGAAUUGUUUUACACAAACAAUGAGAACAAGACUUUAGAUUUAGACGUUUGGAAGGGGUAUCAUGCAUGUGUUGCGAAGUUGGUGCCAGAUGAAGCGAUGCAAGACAAAAUAGGGCAAGAGCUUGGUGUGUAUAUGCAAGCCGAUGGAAUUCUUGGAUUAGCUUCGGCCAUUAGAGGCAGAACCAAAUUGGCACCAGUUGAAUGGUGGAUGCAAUUUGGUUAUGAAGUUCCAAACUUGCAACAAUUUGUUAUUAGCGUUCAAAGCUUAACUUGUAGCUCAUCCGGAUGCGAGAGAAAUUGGAGUGUUUAUGAACAUGUGAGAAGCUAUAUUACAUUAUUACUAAAUUAAAGUUUAUCUCAAUUAUCCUAAGUACUCCUCUUAAUUACUUUCCACAUCUUAUUAUGCAGAUUCAUACUAAGAAGAGGAACAGGCUUGAGCUAAAGAAACUCAAUGAUCUCGUGUUCGUAAAAUAUAAUAGAACAUUGGCUCGUCGUUACAAAGCUCGCAAUAUCAUUGAUCCAAUUUUAUUGGAUAACAUUGAUGAAGCAAAUAAAUGGUUAACCGGAGGCCCCAAAAAUCAUGAAGAAGAUGAAGUGUUUGAAGGAGAAGGUCUCACUUUUGGUCAUGUUGCUAUGGCAAGUGGAGUUGAAGAGAAUGUCUAUGGUUUUAGGGGAAGUACUUUAAGGAGGAAAGAAAGAGUAUCUACAAGUACAAGUACAUGUACAAGUACAACCCUAAUUAAUGAAGCCUCCAAUGAAGAAGAAGAUGAUGAUGACCA
Messenger RNA from Nicotiana tabacum (common tobacco), 1846 nucleotides. RefSeq lists its product as uncharacterized. The record is from RefSeq and is a predicted model, not a curated record. Lineage: Eukaryota; Viridiplantae; Streptophyta; Magnoliopsida; Solanales; Solanaceae. Gene Ontology annotation, molecular function: protein dimerization activity.